Molecule: messenger RNA, 993 nt
Organism: Aplosporella prunicola CBS 121167
Lineage: Eukaryota; Fungi; Ascomycota; Dothideomycetes; Botryosphaeriales; Aplosporellaceae
Exons: 2
Coding region: 1-993 (330 amino acids)
Cellular component (GO): cytoplasm
Molecular function (GO): oxidoreductase activity, acting on the CH-OH group of donors, NAD or NADP as acceptor
Source: RefSeq, a predicted model, not a curated record
AUGGCAGCAGCAGCAGCAACGCAGACACCGUUCUCGGUCAAUGGCAAGACGGCCAUCGUCACUGGCGGAGGCUCAGGCAUCUGCCUCGCAUUCUGCACCGCCCUCCUCUCCCGCAACUGCAACGUCGUAAUCGCAGACCUAGCGCUACGGCCCGAAGCCGAGGCACUGGUAUCCGCGCAUAAGGACAAAGACGCCAGCAACAAGGAAGGGCGCGCCGUGUUCGUGCCGACAGACGUGCGCUCCUGGCCAGCGCUAGACGAGAUGUUUGCCACUGCGGUGCGCGAGUUCGGCACCUUCGACAUCGUGUGUCCCGGCGCGGGCGUGUACGAGCCGCACUGGAGCAACUUCUGGCACCCGCCGGGCGCGAGCGCCGCGAGCCGCGACGAUCCGGCGGGCGGGCGGUACACACAUCUGGACAUCAACAUCACGCACCCGGUGCGGGUGACGCAGCUGGCGCUGGCGCAGUGGCUGAACCCGGCGUCCGAGGAUGGCAGCGUCAAGGAGACGCGGGUGUCGCCCGCGGCGCCCAAGCGCGUCCUCCAUGUCUCGAGCGUGGCGGGGCAGUCGCCUGGGUUUGCGAACCCCGUGUACGCGGGCACGAAGCACUUCAUCAGCGGGUUUGUGCGGAGCCUGGCGCCUCUGGAGGCGCGGCUGGGCGUGCGGGUGAACGCGGUCGCGCCCGGUGUCGUGCGCACGCCGCUGUGGACAGAGCAUCCCGAGAAGAUGACGUAUGUGGACGAGGGCGGGGACCGGUGGACGACGCCGGAGGAGGUGGCGGACGCGAUGGUGAGGCUGCUGGAGGGCGAUGAGAAGGAGGCUGGUGCUGGCACUGUGCUGGAGGUUGGCGCGGGCUGUACGAGACGCGUUGACGCUUUUGAUGCGGCUCGCCCGGAUCCGGCGCCUAGUAAGGGCCUUAUUCCGGGGAAUGUGCAGAUGGGCGUGGAGGAGGUGUUUGGUUGGUUGGCGGAGGAGGGGUGGGGUGUUAGGAAGUAG